Musca domestica (house fly) is the source of this 1954-nucleotide messenger RNA. Its product is annotated as tigger transposable element-derived protein 6-like. The record is from RefSeq and is a predicted model, not a curated record. The transcript is spliced from 3 exons. Gene Ontology annotation, molecular function: DNA binding. The coding region runs from base 67 to 1164 and encodes 365 amino acids. Lineage: Eukaryota; Metazoa; Arthropoda; Insecta; Diptera; Muscidae. Gene Ontology annotation, cellular component: nucleus.
AUUAGGUGGCAUCUCUACUAAUUGAAAACAUAUGUUCAUUGCUAAGGAAAACCGCGAGAAAACGCUAUGAGUGGAAAACGAUACGUAACUCUUACACUAAAGGAUAAGCUUAAAAUUUUAUCUGAAGCUAAAUGCAAACAGAAGUCUGAGCUGUGCAAAAAGUAUGGGUGCUCUCUUAACACAUUGAAUAUAAUUUUGCGAAAUGAGUCCGAAAUUAAGUCUAAAGCCUCCAAGUGGAAAUUGUCAAGCAAGCGUGUACGGAAUGGAAACAAUAUUGACGUUGAAAGAGCGCUUCAAAUUUGGUUCGAACAAAUGCAAUCAUCUGGUGCAGUGAUUUCCACACACAUGUUGAUGGAAAAAGCAGAGCAGUUGGCUCAACAAAUGAAUUGUGAUUUUACACCAUCAACAGGUUGGUUAUGGCGCUGGCAACAGCGACAAGGAAUUAAGCUGAGAAAAAUACAUGGGGAACAAAAAUCUGCGGAUUCAAAUGCGGCGGAAGAUUUUUUAAGUUCAGUUGUACCAAAUAUAAUUUCAGAAUACGAGGAGGCCGACAUUUUCAACGCGGAUGAGAGCGCUUUAUUUUUUAAAGCUUUGCCUCCAAAAAGUCUUUGCAAACAAGGAUACCGUAACACUGGAUUCAAGUCAUCUAAGGAGCGCGUAACAUUACUUUUUAUAUGCAAUGCGACGGGUAAUUACAAAAAAGUUAUUGUAAUCGGAAAGGCUAAAAACCCACGUUGUCUGAAAAGUAAAGUAUCGCCCUUAAAAUACUAUUCGAAUCAAAAAGCAUGGAUGACAGCCGAUCUAUGGAGCGAAAUUAUUCUUAAUUUAGAAGAAGAAAUGGCUUCACAGAAACGAAACAUUGUUCUGUUUGUAGACAAUGCGUCUUGCCACAAGAAGCCCCAAAAUUUGAAGCACAUAAAUAUACAGUUUUUACCAGCAAAUACAACAGCAAUAAGCCAGCCCUUAGAUCAGGGUAUAAUUCAUGCCUUCAAGUCAUAUUAUAGACAGAAUAUUGUUAGAAAGCAGAUUGUAGCUAUGGAGCUAGGGAAGACAGUUGAAGAGUUUUCGAAGUCAAUUAAUAUUCUACAAGCAAUGCAUAUGAGCGCAGUUUUUGGAUGGUUAAACCAACGUCUAUUAAAAACUGUUUUAAAAAGGCGAAGUUAAUGAAGACGUCACCCGAAGAAGAAAAUGAGGAAACUGAAAGUUCCGAUGAGUUUGAAAUAGCGGACAAUUUAAGAGAAGAAUUUGAAAAAUUCGUAACAUGUGACGACAACGUAGAAUGUAAUGGAGUGCUCACUGAUAUGGAAAUUAUUAAAAAUAUUUUGGAUUCGGCUGAAGAUGAGGAUGAAGAGCAAGAACAUGAUAAUCUAAAACCUCCAUCAGUUCUAGAAGCUUUAAAAUACAUACAAGAACUUCAGACAUUUUUUUGUACCGAAAAUAAGUUCCUAUGUGAGUUAGGUAAUAUGGAGUCUUAUAUCUUAUCAAAUAAAUUAAAAAAUACACAAACGAAAAUUACAGACUUUUUCAAGUAAUUCCUUUAAAAUGUAAACAAGAUGUUUGUUUUUCUUUUUUAAAUAAUGAUCUCGAAAAGUGUGAAUAUGUACGACAUGAAUUUAUUUGUCCUUUUUAUUUUUUAAACACUAUGUAAUAUUUUAAUACCUACGUGAAUGAAGGAGCUUUAUGUAUAUGUACAUAUAUGAAUUGUUUUUAUGCUUUAAGUUUAUGUUCUUUUUUGUAAUACCUACAUAUGAAUUGUUUUUUAGUUUAUAAAUGUGAUUUCUUUGUACAUCUAAUAUGGACAUAAAUAAAUAAAUAAUUUUAAAUACUUAAAAUGCUCAUAUGCGAUUUAUUUUAAUCCAUUGGUAGUUCAAAUUAUAAGUGAUUUAUGUAAUUGAACAAACCGUUCACUUAAGCGGGUAUCGGUUAAUUGGAUUCUCGGUUAAUUGAACAAAAA